Molecule: messenger RNA, 904 nt
Organism: Musa acuminata AAA Group (dessert banana)
Lineage: Eukaryota; Viridiplantae; Streptophyta; Magnoliopsida; Zingiberales; Musaceae
Product: probable calcium-binding protein CML46
Exons: 1
Coding region: 67-609 (180 amino acids)
Molecular function (GO): calcium ion binding
Source: RefSeq, a predicted model, not a curated record
AUUCGCCAUGCAUGUUAUUGGUUGGACCAAGAAGCAGCGUCUUCUUCCUCCUCAGCGCUGGAAACCAUGGAGAAACCAUUGCCAACUGCACCGUACCACUCCCUCGCACUCACAGAGCCCAUCGUGCUCCUCUUCAACAAGACCAUCUCCAUGGGGGUCGUCCUGAAGAAUAAGAUAUCCAUGGGGUUCCUCUUCCGGCACCCAGCGCCGUGCGCAUCGGGGGUCGUCGAUCGUGUCAGACCCGGCGACUCGGCCGACGGUAGCGAGGCGCUCGAGUUGACCAGAGAAGACGUGGAGACGGUGAUGGAGAUCAUUACGGGCAUGCCUUGCGGCGCGGACGGUGAGCAGCUCGAGGAGCUGCGUGGCGUGUUCGAGGGGGAGGAGCCGAGCUUGGAGGAAGUGGCGGAGGCGUUCUCCGUCUUCGAUGAUGACGGUGACGGGGUCAUAGAGCCCCUGGACCUGCAUCGUGUUCUCUGCAAGCUGGGCUUCCCGGAGGGGGCGGCAUUGGAGGCAUGCCGACGGAUGAUCGCGGCGUACGACGAGAACGACGACGGGAGGAUCGAUUUCAAGGAGUUCAUCAAAGUUGUGGAGGGCAGCUUCUUUGAUUAAUUAUUCUUCCUUUUUCUUCUUGUCGUCAUCAGCGUCACAUCUAUCAAUGCGCAAGCAAUUAAAACAAACCAAAUUUCGAGCAGGAUUGAGACUCGAAAUCUAAAAUCAUCAAAAGAUUGCGACUAUUCGAAAUCUUACAAGAAGAAUCAAAGGCCAAAUCGAGAAGCAACUACUCAUCUGGAUCGCAGAUUUAAAUCGAUAAUGUUAUCGACAAUUGACACAUCCAUAGACUUUGAACAUGAAGGGAAAACAUCUUUCUGAAGCUGGAAGUGCGGCUUCAAUCAUUUAGAACCCA